Sporisorium graminicola is the source of this 1470-nucleotide messenger RNA. RefSeq lists its product as uncharacterized. Gene Ontology annotation, biological process: transmembrane transport. Gene Ontology annotation, molecular function: transmembrane transporter activity. The record is from RefSeq and is a predicted model, not a curated record. Gene Ontology annotation, cellular component: membrane. Bases 1 to 1470 code for a protein of 489 amino acids. The transcript has 2 exons. Lineage: Eukaryota; Fungi; Basidiomycota; Ustilaginomycetes; Ustilaginales; Ustilaginaceae.
AUGAGCGAACACGACAGCAAGUACACCGACGACAAGCCUUCGGUCCUGCUGACAGACGACGAAGCCCGACAGCCUCUCAACAUGAUCGAGGAACAGCUGGCAAAGCAAGCACGGAGGCGGAUCGACACUCUGGUCGUGCCAUGCCUCGUGCUCAUGUUUGUCUUCCUGCAGUUCGACCGAACCAGUCUGGGCAAUGCGUUGACCGACAACUUUGCCAAGGCCGCGCACCUCAAGCAGAAGGACAUCAACACGGGCCAGACGCUCUUCACUCUCGGGAUGGUGCUGUUCGAGAUUCCGUCCAACAUCCUGAUCAAGCGGCUUGGCGCGCAUCGCUGGCUGCCCAUCCUCAUGUUUGCCUGGGGGAUUGUGACGUUCUGCCAGAUGUUCAUCAAGUCUCGUCCGGCGUUCUACGCUCUUCGCUUCCUGCUCGCUUCGUUUGAGGCUGGCUUUAUCCCCGGAGCUGCGUUCUACCUUGGUCAGUUCUACACUCGCAAGGAGAUGGCACUACGAUACGCGCUGUUGUGGGCGAGCAACUCGAUUGCAGGUGCCUUGGCUGGUGUUCUGGCUCUCGGUCUGCUGAGUUUGAAGGGCCGAGGCGGUCUUCAUGGAUGGCAGUGGCUCUGGCUGAUCGAGGGCGUCCUCACGUGCUUUGUUGCCGUUGUGGCAUCGCUGCAUUUGCCGGAAUCUGCCGAUGGCGCCACUCGACACCGCCUGUUCGGCUCGAGAUUCGCCAUCCUCAAGCAGGAACAGGCCUCUGCGCUCAACAGCCGAGUAAUCCUCGAGGACAAGACCAAAGCCAAACGAAGCCGCCGAGUCGCGCUCAAGGACUUUGACGUCUUCCGCACCUGGAACAUCUGGGGCCACUGCGCCAUGGCCUUCCUCACGUCGAUCAUGUUUACCCCCGUCAACACGUAUGCGCCGUCGAUCAUCAAGAGCCUGGGUUACAAAGGCUACUCGGCCAACGGCAUGAACAGCGUCGGCCCGUGCCUCAACCUGAUCGUGUCGCUCUCGCUGGCCUGGAACUCAGACCGAACACGCGAACGUGGUCUGCACGUCAUGACUGGCUUCCUGGUCUCCGCAGCGGGGCUGCUCUGGUUGGCACUGCCGCCCAACGGUACCAAACCGGGCGUGCUCUACGCGGCCAUCAUCGUGCUGCAAGGCGGCAUGGGCUCUGUGCAGGGUAUCAAUGCGGCAUGGCUUUCGCAACACAUCAAGGAUCGUCAACGCCCCCUGGGCCUGGCAGCGUACGUCAUGUCGAUACAGCUGGCCUCGUUUGUCGGCUCGAACCUCUUUACUGCUGCCGACGCGCCCAGGUACCGUAAGGCGCUGCUGGUGUGCGCUGGCUGCGUGCUCGCCGCAUCGGCGCUCUGCCUCGUCUGGAAGAUCCUGUAUCGCUAUGUCGGAACUCGACAGGAUGAGGAGGAGGAGAAUGCUCCCUCUUCGAGUACCGAGGAGGUCAAGGUGGUCUAA